CGGCCACUCAGUUCUGCAGCAGGCCCUUACCUGUUCCUCGGUCCACCGCUGCACAGUCUUCCCCCGCCGGCUUCUUUAGCAUGACAGCAGUGUCUGGUCAUCUCCUGUACUGUCCGCAGUCUCUGGUCAUCUCUUGUACUGUCCGCAGUCUCUGGUCAUCUCUUGUACUGUCCGCAGUCUUUGGUCAUCUCCUGUACUAUGUCCGCAGUCUCUGGUCAUCCCCUGUACUGUCCGCAGUCUCUGGUCAUCUCCUGUACUGUGUCCGCAGUCUCUGGUCAUCUCCUGUACUGUGUCCGCAUUUGUUCAUAGUUUACGGUAAUUAGGAAACAGGAGGUAUGGGGAAUGAUAAGCAAAAAUGGUGUUUUGUGUUUUAUGAU
This is a messenger RNA of Staurois parvus, 377 nucleotides long. NCBI's taxonomy places the organism in Eukaryota, Metazoa, Chordata, Amphibia, Anura, Ranidae. The record is from the annotation of a GenBank genome assembly.